This is a messenger RNA of Camellia sinensis, 1467 nucleotides long. NCBI's taxonomy places the organism in Eukaryota, Viridiplantae, Streptophyta, Magnoliopsida, Ericales, Theaceae. The record is from RefSeq and is a predicted model, not a curated record.
CGAGUUACUUAGAGCCUCCACAAAUCUACAUAAAGGAUCUAGAAAUGUGGGUUGCCAAUGACGUGGUCAGGCCAUGCAAGUUACAUUUUGCAAAGCAAGUAACAGCCACACUCACACACUAUGGCUCUGCUCAAGCACCGAGUCAUAGCCGGAGUUUGAGGCUCAGAAACUCAGGGAACUCACUUGGGAGUACUGACUCGGUCCGGUCCCGUGUCGCCUUCACACGGCCAGCAAAACUGGCCGACACGUGGCCGGAGUAUCAAGGGAUUAACAACUGGGAAGGCUUGCUUGAUCCACUUGAUGAUGAUCUACGCAGCGAGAUACUACGGUACGGGGAGUUCGUCGAAGCAGCAUAUCGUGGCUUUGACUUUGACACGGCAUCACCAGGCUAUGCCACAUGUCUGUAUUCCAGGAACUCAAUGCUGACUCAGUGCGGGCUUGGCAAUAGUGGGUAUAAAUUGACGAGGAAUUUGCGUGCAACGUGUGGGGUUCAGCUGCCACGCUGGAUUGAGAGAGCACCAAGCUGGGUGUCUACCCGGUCUAGCUGGAUUGGUUAUGUGGCGGUUUGUAACAACAAGCAGGAGAUUGCCAGGCUGGGACGUCGUGAUGUGGUGAUUGCUUAUCGGGGCACUGCCACGAGCCUGGAAUGGCUCGAGAAUUUACGUGCCAUGUUGACAUGCUUAGGUGAUCAUGCUCAUGUGGGUCUUGAAACUACUGAUCCCAUGGUUGAGAGCGGGUUUUUGAGCAUGUACACGUCACAUACGACCACAUAUCCAAGUUUACGAGAUACCGUGCGAGAUGAGAUCACGAGGAUUCUCCAAUCGUACAGUGAUAAGCCCCUCAGCGUGACAAUCGUGGGUCAUAGUCUUGGUGCUGCAUUAGCUACACUUACCGCAUACGAUAUAACCACCACAUUUGAUCACGCACCGUUGGUUACUGUCAUCUCUUUUGGGGGGCCACGGGUCGGGAACAGAAGCUUUCGAUGCCAAUUGGAUAAAAGUGGAACCAAGAUCCUUCGUAUCGUGAACUCAGAUGAUCUCAUCACUAAAGUGCCCGGUUUUGUAAUUGACAACAAUGACUCGGCUGAUGGCACGAUAGUCAAAAUGGCAGGACUGCCAAGCUGGCUUCAAAAGCGUGUUGAGGACACACGCUGGCUAUAUGCUGACGUGGGAAGGGAGCUCAGACUCAGUAGCAGGGAGUCACCCUACGUGUGCAAGGGAAAUGUUGCCACAUGUCACGAUCUAAAGACGUAUCUCCACUUAGUCAACGGCUUUGUGAGCUCCACGUGUCCUUUUAGAGCCACUGCCAAGAGGGUGAUAGGCAAAAUGCAACAGGAGGAGAAAGAAGUAGUGUUGAGAUGAUUUUGGAGGACCUAAUCAGUAGUGGUUUAAUUAAUUGGUAUAUAUAUAUAUAUAUAUUAAUGUCUAACAAUGAUUAUUGUAUAUAAAGCAAAGAUGUGAGGUUGCU